AUGCCGGAAAGAAGGAAAAUCGUGAACACAAAGAGCUACAAUGCAUUAAGCCUUGCCCAGCCAACAAACUUCAAGGCCAUGCUAAACUCCGGCGAACUACUUUGGGGCACCGGAUGUCGAAUCCCUCAUGAAGAAGCGGCGCGAAUUGUUGCUGCGACGCCAUAUAACUUUUGUUUCAUAGACGCGGAGCACACGCCUCUGAAUGCGACCCUACUCGUCAAACUUAUUCGAGCCAUUCAAUUUCACUCAGAUGGAUCGAUGGUACCAUUCGUACGGAUCCCAAGCUGCUCGCCAGAGCUAGUCAACUAUGCCCUAAAUGCAGGCGCAGGAGGGGUUGUAAUGCCUCAUAUUCAAAAUGCUAAACAGGCUGAGGAAUUGGUACGCUUGUGUCGGUUUGCGCCAAUGGGAGACCGUAGCUUCCCUCCCGCUGCUCUGAUCAACGACCAACAAAAUGAAACGCCUGAAGGUAAAUCAACCUACGAUGUGUGGAACGACCAUGCCGCUGUGAUCUGUCAAAUUGAAGACCUGGAGGGGCUGGAAAAUGUUGAGGAGAUAUGCAGAGUUCCAGGUGUCGAUGGUCUUUUUGUCGGUACCGGCGACUUACGAUUAUGUAUGGACUUGGCUGCUGGAAGUCUUGAUGGAGAGGAGCCCAUUUUUACCGCCGCUCUGCAGAAGAUUCGAAGUGCUGCAAAGGCUAAUAAUCUUCCAAUUAUGGGGUUCGGUAUCUCUCCUGUUACCCUUAAGCGUAGGAUUGAGAUGGGCUGGAAUGCAUUCAUCAUUCAUGGGGAUGUUGAUGCUAUAUGCACAUCUGCCAUCCAGUCUCUGGAUACAUACUGUGAUGCUGCCGAUCACCAUCUACUUAUGCGGGGAUCAAAACUGUGA
This is a messenger RNA of Penicillium antarcticum, 882 nucleotides long. RefSeq names its product HpcH/HpaI aldolase family protein. Gene Ontology annotation, cellular component: cytoplasm. Lineage: Eukaryota; Fungi; Ascomycota; Eurotiomycetes; Eurotiales; Aspergillaceae. Bases 1 to 882 code for a protein of 293 amino acids. Gene Ontology annotation, molecular function: aldehyde-lyase activity. The transcript is spliced from 3 exons. The record is from RefSeq and is a predicted model, not a curated record.